Messenger RNA from Oncorhynchus kisutch (coho salmon), 2927 nucleotides. RefSeq names its product tubulin tyrosine ligase-like family, member 3 (gene ttll3). Gene Ontology annotation, molecular function: protein-glycine ligase activity, initiating. The transcript is spliced from 12 exons. The coding region runs from base 172 to 2682 and encodes 836 amino acids. Gene Ontology annotation, cellular component: axoneme; microtubule cytoskeleton. Lineage: Eukaryota; Metazoa; Chordata; Actinopteri; Salmoniformes; Salmonidae. Gene Ontology annotation, biological process: cilium assembly; protein polyglycylation; cilium movement. The record is from RefSeq and is a predicted model, not a curated record.
AGGGGGGAGGCGGGAUUGCGCAGGUAUGAAGGUAGCAGUUGGGUCACGGCAGUCAAAAGGAAGCAAAAUGGUGCAAGAGGCAGCUGGGGGAAUAAAAGCACCAUGGGAGGACAGAUGACCAGAGAGAAGGGGACACCAGAGUGACAGAUUUUAGCCAACCCUGAGAGCAGCAUGCAGCACAUGCCUCAGGGGAGGGUGCGUUGCAGUCCGUUUAACCUGCCAGAGAUAAACCCAGACAGGCUGAAGACUGCCAAGGCUCUGGUGGAGAAGGCUGUCCAGCUGCGGAGGGUUUUCACUGUACAGGGCCCCUAUCCUGUGAUCCGUGCUGCCUUGCAGGCCAGAGGUUGGGUGGAGCGUCGACUGCCACACCCCGCCCCAAAACCAGCAGGCCGUUGUCAUGGUGAAGAGGAUGGUGAGGAUGGGGAUGACAGUAAUGAUGACAACGACAAAGGGGUGGAGGGGGCGAGGGGGCACGACCCUGAUGACAUGUAUGACCUCAUGUCUCGUCUGGUGCGAAAUGAAACAACAUACUUCUACUGGACGACACGGAGGGAUGAGAUUGACUGCCGCUCGUUACGGAAGGACCAGAUGACCAAUCACUAUGCAAAGUCGGGCACUUUCACCACCAAGGUGGGUCUGUGUGUGAACUUGAGGAACCUUCAGUGGUUUGAUGCUACAAACCCAGACACAUUCUUCCCACGAUGCUACAGGCUCGGGGCAGAUGAUGAGAAACAUGCCUUCAUUGAAGACUUCAGGAGGACUGCAUGUACUAGUCUGCUGCAGCACAUAGUGGAAAGGAGUGAUGGAGAGGAAGAAAAGGUGCAAGAGAACUUGUCACAAUCCGAGGGUAUCAGAGUGAUAUACUGCACACACACAAUAAAUUGCAAUACAUUGUGCCAUUCUCAAUGUCAAGCCAAUAAGUCUUCUCCAGGCCCUAGGAAACACAGAGCAACUCGAUUGGUCAGUCCAAGAAUGAUUGACAGGGCUUUGCACGUAUGCCAGGAGUUUCUCAACAGCUUGGACCACAGUGACAUUGAUGUCACCAUGGAAACGCCACCCUCCCUCACAGAACAGCAGUGGGUCAAGUUCAUGCAUGACUACUACCUGGUCGUCCAUGAAGGUGUGGGGAUCGAGGGCAGUGGUGUGUAUGUGGAGCGUUGUCAGGCCAUGCUGAAUAGACUACAGGUGUGUCCACAGCUGGAGACGGAUGGCCUCCACAACAUCUGGAUCAUCAAACCAGGGGCCAAGUCACGGGGCAGGGGUAUAAUGUGUAUGAAUCGCCUGGAGGAUAUCCUGAGGCUGGUGGACAGUGACCCAUCCUUAAUCAAGGACAGUAAGUGGGUGGUGCAGAAGUACCUGGAGCGCCCCCUGUUGGUCUAUGCCACCAAGUUUGACCUGCGCCAGUGGUUCCUGGUCACAGACUGGAACCCACUGACCGUGUGGUUCUAUCGCGAGUGCUACCUGCGCUUCUCCACCCAACCCUACUCCACACAAACCCUGGCUAGCUCGGUCCACCUGUGUAACAACUCCAUUCAGAAGCAUUUCCAGCCGUCUCAAUGGCGCCACCCGGAGGUGCCCAAGGACAACAUGUGGUCGUGCUCCCAGUUCCGGGCCUUCCUGCAUGCCCAGGGCCAGGGGGCAUCGUGGGGGGCGCUGGUGGUGCCUGGGAUGCAGCGGGCAGUGGUCCACGCCCUCCAGACGGCCCAGGACCUGGUGGAGGGGCGCAGGGGCAGCUUUGAGCUCUACGGGGCAGACUUCAUGCUGGGUCGGGACCUGAGGCCCUGGCUACUGGAGAUCAACGCCAGCCCCACGAUGGCCCCCUCCACGGCAGUCACCGCCCGCCUCUGCCCUGCCGUGCAGCUGGAUACCCUCAAGGUGGUGCUGGACCGACGGGCAGACCCUGGGGCCUAUACAGGGGGCUUUCAGCUCAUCUACAAACAGGCUACAGUUGAAGUCCCUCAGUACAUGGGAGUUAACCUGCUGGUGGAGGGAGCCCCACUAAGACGACCCCGACUGCCCCCACAUAGAAUCCGUGUCAUCCUUGACCCCCCUCUCACCACACACAUUCACACCCGCACCAACCAAUCAGCCUCAGAAACAGAGGACAAACCCUCCAGUCAUAGACCAUCCCCAUGCCGCCACCCCUCAGGCAAAGAGAACCAAUCAAGGUUAAGGGGGAAUAGGUUCCACAAAAGAGAUGAAGAGGGUGGAGCCCUGGGGCGCCAGCACACCUCCCCUACUCUGAGGUUGUCUCAGAGAAUGGCAACAGAGCGCCCUCUGGCACUCCACAGCGAGCACCAGAAGGGGGCUCGUUGCCUGGGGAUGAGCAGAAAUUGUCCUCUCCGCCUGGUUCCCAGGACUCUGUCCCACUCCCUUAGCACCCCCUGUGGCAUUUUAGGGGGUGACACCCACCCCUUUCACCCUAACCCCCACCCCAGGCCUGCCCCAGGACCCUGCACCGCCCGGCCCUUCCUCCCCCAGUCCUCCCUGGGACCCCCGCGCAAGGCUCCAACCCGGAACCUGCCCACCCUCUACGGCCCCAUCCCAGCCCUGGAGGUCUUUGGCCUGCGCCCCAGCCCACUGACAGAACCCUUAUCUGGGCCCAACUCUGGCCUCCGACCCUGGCCUCCGCAUACACCAGUUCCUCCCCCACUUCCACAGGCAGGCUAUGGCCACCUAUAAAGGAGACUGCGCCGGUGGAGGACCCAAAUCCUCUUGAUGUAAAUCUUAUCUGAAACAUAAGGGAAAACACAAAACUGACUUUGGCUUAGCAUCUAUGGGUAACGUCAUAAUGUACUUGACAGACGGGGCUUUGCAGGGGGGGAAACGAUCUCUUGAACUGUCAUCAUGUGUUACUCACUCACUUUUUGAAUUUUAUUUGUCUUGAAAGUAAAAUGAAAUAGAACAUGAAAUAAAGACUUUCCAUC